AUGCCACGUGAACUAGGAACUAACAAUAGCAGGCGCAAACUGAUUAUCAUCAUCGCCGCGUUCAUGCUCAACUUCUCUGGCUGUGGGCUUCUCUUCUCUUUUGGCAUCUUCCAAUCACUAUAUGAAAAUAUGUCACUGGAGGAGAAUAACCCAUUCAGCGGAGCUUCAUCAGCCCAAAUUACUUUGAUCGGUAGCAUCGCUGCAGCCUUGAUGAAGCUGGGUGCUCCCUACGUCGUUGCAUGGUCGAAAUACUAUAACCCACAGCCGGUAGUUUGCGUAAGCGGUCUACUCUAUGGGAUUGCCAGUGUCCUUGCCAGCUUCGGAACACAGCUGUGGCACUUCCAGCUCACACAGGGUCUUUUGAUCGGCAUCGCGACAUGCCUCUCCUUCAUGCCCUCCAUGGCCGUCCCGCCGAGCUGGUUUGGAAAGUAUCGUGGUCUGAACAUGGGCGUCAUCUCUUCCGGGACCGGAAUUGGUGGCCUGGUGUGGUCUCCUGUAGUGAGCGCUUGCCUGCAGACCAUGGGAUUUCGAAACACCUUGCGACUUACUGGCUGUAUCUGCACUGUUCUCAUCUGUGCCUCUGGGGCCGUUCUCAGCUGGGAACCGACCAUGAUGGCGCAGCUCCACGAAGAGAACCAAAAGCUGUCUUGGAUCUCUGGCCUAUUUGUUGUUCCUCUCCCCCCUCGGAACAUCGUCAUGACCCGCAAAUUCCUAGCCCAGUGUCUCAACGCGACCUUUCAAAGUGCCGCCUAUUAUACUCCGAUCUUCUACAUCUCUGCAUACUGCAAGACCCUCGGCUACAACGACACAGACGGCUCCAACUUCACCGCACUGAGCAACGCCUGCAACGCAAUCGGCAAGAUUGUAGUUGGGUUCGUGGCCGACAAAAUCGGGCGCCUGGACUCGUUCUUCCUCACCACGGUCUUGAGCUCUGUGUCGACGGCUGGGCUCUGGGUUCCGAGCACCGUGCUGGGAUCUACCGAUAUUGCUUCCGGAAAGGGAGCCUUCGUCGGAUUUACCGUGCUUUAUGGUCUGUUCGCCAGUGCGUAUAUUGGCCUGUUCUCGCCGGCAUUGGUGGAGCUCUUUGGGAUGGCUAAUAUGCCACACAUCACGGGCAUCAUGUACAUGCUGCAGGGCGCUGCUGGCUUGGUAGGGACGCCUGUUGCUGGUGUUUUGGUACAGUCGACAGGUGGGGAGAUGUUGCCGGAUAGCUACUUGUAUAUGGCGGUGUUUACAGGAGCGUUGAUGGUGGCUUCCGCUGUGACUGUAUUCUGGGUGCGGAUGGAAAAGAUGUGGGAGCGACUUGGUGGCUCAUUGAAGUGGCAUUGGAAGUUAUAG
This is a messenger RNA of Aspergillus steynii IBT 23096, 1338 nucleotides long. RefSeq names its product putative MFS monocarboxylate transporter. The transcript has a single exon. Gene Ontology annotation, biological process: transmembrane transport. The coding region runs from base 1 to 1338 and encodes 445 amino acids. Gene Ontology annotation, cellular component: fungal-type vacuole membrane. The record is from RefSeq and is a predicted model, not a curated record. Gene Ontology annotation, molecular function: transmembrane transporter activity. Lineage: Eukaryota; Fungi; Ascomycota; Eurotiomycetes; Eurotiales; Aspergillaceae.